AACAUCAUCCUUCUCGCCGUUCUUCAACCCCAAACCCUAGAUCUCCCUGAACCACCCAAAAUGAAGUACAACCCACGAGUCACCAGCUCCCGCCGGAAGUGCCGCAAGGCCCACUUCACCGCCCCAUCAAGCGUCCGCCGCGUGCUAAUGAGCGCACCCUUAUCCACCGAGCUCCGAACCAAAUACAACGUCCGAUCAGUCCCGGUCCGCAAAGACGACGAGGUUCAGGUGGUUCGCGGGACCUACAAGGGCCGCGAAGGUAAGGUUGUGCAGGUGUACCGUCGCAAAUGGGUUAUUCAUGUUGAGAGGAUCACUCGUGAGAAGGUCAACGGUCAGACGGUCAAUGUGGGUAUUAAUCCGUCGAAGGUUGUUGUUACGAAGCUGAAGCUUGAUAAGGAUAGGAAGUCGUUGCUUGAGAGGAAAGCGAAGGGGCGUGGUGCGGAUAAGAGUAAGGGAAAGUUUAGUGUUGAGGAUGUUGCUGCUGGUGCUUCUCUUCAAGAGAUUGAUUAGGUUAUUAUUAUUAAUAUGUUAUGUUGUUGAGGGUUGUUUUUUGGAUUUUUGAUUUUGAUGGAUUGUGUUUGUUGGGUUAAUGAGGAUAAUUUUGCUGGUUAAUUGUAGUUGAAUUAAUAUGCUUUGAAUUGUUUA
Helianthus annuus (common sunflower) is the source of this 645-nucleotide messenger RNA. Its product is annotated as 60S ribosomal protein L26-1. The record is from RefSeq and is a predicted model, not a curated record. Gene Ontology annotation, cellular component: ribosome; cytosolic large ribosomal subunit. Gene Ontology annotation, biological process: ribosomal large subunit biogenesis; cytoplasmic translation. Lineage: Eukaryota; Viridiplantae; Streptophyta; Magnoliopsida; Asterales; Asteraceae. Gene Ontology annotation, molecular function: structural constituent of ribosome; RNA binding. The coding region runs from base 61 to 510 and encodes 149 amino acids. The transcript has a single exon.